This is a messenger RNA of Prunus avium (sweet cherry), 416 nucleotides long. RefSeq lists its product as uncharacterized. The record is from RefSeq and is a predicted model, not a curated record. Gene Ontology annotation, biological process: protein desumoylation; proteolysis. NCBI's taxonomy places the organism in Eukaryota, Viridiplantae, Streptophyta, Magnoliopsida, Rosales, Rosaceae. Gene Ontology annotation, molecular function: deSUMOylase activity. Gene Ontology annotation, cellular component: nucleus.
AAUGGUUUCACUUAUUCCAGAUGAGAUGUUAAAGGAAGAACUCGCCCCGCUUUCAAUUACGAUUCCAAAUCUUCUCAACUCCAUCGACUUUUAUGAAGAAGGUGUUUACGCAAACGACUGCAGCAGAGAUUGGUGGUGUCCAUGGCCAAUAGAACGUGUGGAUGUUCCACAACAAUCUAAUCAAGGCGAUUGUGGCAUGUUCGUGUUGAAGUACAUUGAGCUUUUGAGCGCUGAGAUUUCGUUAGCUACUUGCACCACGCAGAACAUGCCCUUUUUCCGGUUGAAGUUGGCUGCAGAGAUAUUACGGGGAGAUGCUUACAUGCCAUGAUAGUGGUUGAAAUGGGUUCAGGUACGUGAUGAUUAAAUUGGUUUUGGAAAUCUCCAAUUUGAAAGUCAUGUAAAUACACAAUACAGAU